Molecule: messenger RNA, 1821 nt
Organism: Vicia faba (fava bean)
Lineage: Eukaryota; Viridiplantae; Streptophyta; Magnoliopsida; Fabales; Fabaceae
Source: the annotation of a GenBank genome assembly
AUGAAGGUGCAAGGUUGUGAAGUUGAAGCCAUUGGCAUAAACUACAAGAUCCACACAAACAAAACAGAACACCCUUUUAAAAUCUUCAGCAAAUCACCACAACAAGAUAAUACUAAUGGUCAAGAAACAGAAGAUGAGGAAGAAGGAAGAAGAGGUGAAAAAAGUUGCAGUGGAGUGAGGCAUGUGCUCAAGAAUGUGAGUUUUCAAGCAAAACCAUGGGAAAUUCUGGCAAUUGUUGGACCAAGUGGAGCUGGAAAGUCAUCACUACUUGAGAUCUUAGCAGUUGAAGAAACCAUGAUUUUCAGUGCAAGGCUAAGGCUAAAACUUCCUCAACAACAGCUAUGUUCAAGGGUCAAGUCACUGAUUAAAGAGCUUGGACUUGAUCAUGUUGCUGGGACUAGAAUCGGCGAUGAUCGAGUCCGAGGUAUAUCAGGCGGGGAAAGGCGUAGGGUUUCUAUUGGUGUUGAAAUCGUACAUGAUCCAAAAGUUUUGAUUCUUGAUGAACCAACUUCUGGGCUUGACAGUACUUCAGCUUUGCAAAUUAUUGAUAUGCUUAAGGUUAUGGCUGAAACUAGAGGAAGAACUAUAAUACUAAGUAUUCAUCAACCUGGUUUCAGAAUUGUGAAGCUGUUCAAUUCAUUAUUGUUGUUGGCUAAUGGUUCUGUGCUACAUCAUGGGAGUGCUGAUUUACUGAGUUUGAAUUUGAGAUUAAUGGGUCUAGAGCUUCCUCUUCAUGUUAAUGUAGUUGAAUUUGCUAUUGAUUCCAUCGAUACCAUUCAGCAGCAACAACAAUGUCAGGUGGAAACCGAAACGCAGAGGCUAUUGCAAGGGACAAUGCAACAGAAGAAAGGUGAACAACAACCAGGUGAAAGUAAAAUUGGUAAGUUCACUUUGCAGCAGCUAUUUCAACAAUCUAAAGUAAUUGAUGAAGAUAUCAUCAAUAAUAAAGGAACUGGAGUGGAUUUCUCUUAUGAUUUUGCUAAUUCUAGAUUGAGAGAAACUAUGAUUCUAACUCAUAGAUUCUCCAAAAACAUAUUUCGUACAAGAGAGCUAUUUGCAUGUAGGACAAUUCAGAUGCUGAUUUCAGGACUAGUUUUAGGAUCAAUCUUUUGUAACCUCAAAGAUGAUCUAAGAGGAACAGAAGAAAAGGUUGGUCUAUUUGCUUUCAUAUUAACCUUUCUGUUAUCAAGCAGCAUAGAAGCUCUACCAAUUUUUCUACAAGAAAGAGAAAUUCUCAUGAAAGAAACAUCUUGCGGAAGCUACCGCGUGUCCUCUUAUGCAAUUGCAAAUGGACUAGUUUACUUGCCAUUUCUUCUAAUCCUAGCCAUUUUGUUCACAGUUCCUUUAUACUGGCUUGUUGGUCUCAACACAAACUUCACUGCUUUUCUGCACUUUCUGUUACUGAUAUGGCUUAUUCUUUAUACAGCUAAUUCAGUUGUGGUGUGUUUCAGUGCUCUUGUGCCUAAUUUCAUUGUUGGGAAUUCAGUGAUUAAUGGUGUUAUAGGUUCUUUCUUCUUGUUCUCUGGUUACUUCAUAUCAAACCACGAGAUUCCUAAUUACUGGAUAUUCAUGCAUUAUAUAUCACUUUUUAAGUAUCCCUUUGAAGGGUUUCUGAUCAAUGAGUUCUCCAAUUCAAAAAAGUGUUUGGAGUACAUGUUUGGUACAUGUGUGAUGAAAGGUGAGGAUGUGCUUAAAGAAGAAGGGUAUGGAGGAGAAGGUAGCAGAUGGAAGAAUGUUGGUGUCACUGUUGGCUUCAUCAUGGUUUACAGAUUCAUUUCCUAUGUUAUUCUGAGAUACAAAUGCUCAGAGAGAAGGGUCUAG